Messenger RNA from Mesorhabditis belari, 597 nucleotides. The record is from the annotation of a GenBank genome assembly. Lineage: Eukaryota; Metazoa; Nematoda; Chromadorea; Rhabditida; Rhabditidae.
AUGUUUACGAGAAUAUUCCUCUCGUCAAUCAUCGCGCUUUUGAUCGUCUUUGUUGCUGCAAGAUACGAGGAUCGAUAUGAUCGCAAUUUGAUGCCUUGGGAUCUGCGACCUGUGCAGAAUAUAAUCGGCCUUUGGAAACGUACACACAUUUCUGGCAGAGCCAACGAAAUCCCUCCACCAGAUCAAAUCGAUUACGCAAUAAAUCCAAUCCCGAAAUUCGGAGCUCGAGCCAUUAACAUUACGCAUACUUAUUUCGAUGGAGCUGGAGCUGUGCUUCGUCAUGAUUACGGUUAUAUGCCAGUUAAGAAUGCAACUCGACGCGAUCCGAGAAUUCAUUUAGCCUAUUUAACGACAAGCUCUGAAGGUUGGUCAAUGAUGGAACAAGGACAAGUCUCUGGACAAAUUAUGACUUUUCAUUUGAAACAAUUUCUCUCGAGAAGCUUCGACGUUGGCAAUAGUCAAAAUAGAGAACUCGAGAUUAGAGAGUUUGAGCGUCAAAUUGAGCAAACCGACUACAACAAUUUCAUCAUGAAAAUCCGUGCCGAGACUGCCUUCGGGACUGAAGCCUACACGGCAUACUAUCGACGAGUCAUGGGA